Messenger RNA from Polyodon spathula (Mississippi paddlefish), 4531 nucleotides. It is a transcript of the gene osbpl11, whose product is annotated as oxysterol binding protein-like 11. The transcript has 13 exons. NCBI's taxonomy places the organism in Eukaryota, Metazoa, Chordata, Actinopteri, Acipenseriformes, Polyodontidae. The coding region runs from base 327 to 2483 and encodes 718 amino acids. Gene Ontology annotation, molecular function: sterol binding. Gene Ontology annotation, cellular component: cytosol; membrane; intracellular membrane-bounded organelle. The record is from RefSeq and is a predicted model, not a curated record.
UCGAGUCACGUUAUUGUAGGGUUGAGAGAGUAGGGUGCUUCUCACUAAACAGUGACGGAAUUCUGAUAUAAUUCCUGGCUUAUACUGUGCUGAAGAUAAUGAAGAAGCAGCUUUUCGAGCACGGUGAAGCAUGGUGAUUUGUUCUACUUUAUUUCUACACCUUUUCAAUCGUUAAUACACUGCAGAGGCUUGGAAGGAAGAAGCGAGGCCCCGCCAGUGGGGGGUGGUGCUUUUCGUUGUUACCCCGAGGGUAGCUGUUUUUAACUGUGCGACUCCGCACAGACCUCACUUUAUCUGAGGGAGGGGAUCUGGUAGUUUAGUCGGGAAUGAUUCAAGGGGAAGCGACAGCAAUGCCAGUCCCUGAAAGCGAGGGCAAGCAGGAGCUUUACAACCAAAAUAAGACUCAUGCCGCUGUGAAGGGGAACUCGAAACACUGGCAGUACAGUGAUCACAUGGAGAGCAUCUGUGGCUACCUGAUGAAAUACACCAACCUGGUCACAGGCUGGCAGUAUCGAUUUUUCGUCUUGGACAAUGAGGCAGGGAUGCUGGAAUACUUUGUGAAUGAGCAGUCCAGAGCUCAGAAGCCCCGGGGAACAUUGCCGCUGGCCGGGGCUGUCAUCUCCCCCAGCGAUGAGGACUCGCACACCUUCACUGUCAACGCCAUCAGCGGGGAGCAGUACAAGCUACGAGGUACAGAUGCAAAAGAACGACAGCACUGGGUUAGCAGGUUGCAGAUCUGCACACAGCAUCACACAGAAGCCCUAGGCAAGAGUAACCUCCCCUUGAAAUCUCGGAGUUUCUCAAUGGCAUUGCAGAGCAGCAGCGGUUCCCCCCUUUUACUGAGGAGAGCCAGUCAGAACGCUGCCUCCUUCAACGUGUCGCAACACAAAGGAUCGUCCUCCUCGAGCAGGAGGGCCCUGCAGCCAGACCACUUGAUGGCUGUGCGGGAGAUGAUGCUCCAGGCUGAAGCGCAGCACAGGGACCUGAUCCAGAUGAUAGAGAGCCUGCCUGCUUCUGGUGGGCUGGCUCCACUGGACCAGGACCUGCUCCUGCUCAAAGCCACAUCGAUGGCAACCAUGAACUGCCUUAAUGACUGCUUCCACAUUCUACAGCUCCAGCAAGCGGCCCAUCGGAAGUGCCCAAUCCCAGGGGCGACCAUCGAGUGGCUGGAGCCCAAGCUGCCUCUGUCGGAUCACCUGAAGAAUGGAAACACCCCCCAGGGCUUCUCUACCAGGGAGAGAAGCAGGUCGCCAGACAACUGUAUGGACCAGAUCAGCCCAGGGCCCUGCCACUUGAGUGCGGAACACGAGGACAUAGAUCCAGAGGAUGAGGUCAUGGAUUCCUUUGUUGACAAGGAGGAUGAACUGGGGCCCAUCGAGGAAGAGCGCAGCAUCAUUUUACACCUGCUGUCCCAGCUCAAGCUCGGCAUGGAUUUGACAAGAGUGGUUCUUCCUACCUUCAUCCUGGAGAAGCGUUCGCUGCUUGAAAUGUAUGCAGAUUUUAUGUCCCAUCCGGAUCUGUUUGUCACCAUCACUGAUGGGGCUAACCCCGAGGACCGGAUGAUCCGCUUCGUGGAGUAUUACCUCACAUCCUUCCACGAGGGGCGCAAGGGGGCCAUCGCCAAGAAACCCUACAACCCCAUCAUCGGGGAGACUUUCCACUGCUCCUGGAGGGUCCCUUCCCACAAGGGCAGCUCCUUGUCAUCCCAGGGCAGCCUGAACAAGGGAAAGGAGACCUCAGACUAUUAUCACGUCCGUUUCGUGGCAGAGCAGGUGUCCCAUCACCCCCCUGUUUCUGGGUUUUAUGCAGAGUGUGCGGAGAGGAGGAUGUGUGUAAACACCCACGUGUGGACGAAGAGCAAGUUCAUGGGGAUGUCUAUAGGAGUUUCUAUGAUCGGGGAAGGACUCUUGUGCCUGCAGGAGCAUGAGGAGGAGUACACCUUCACUCUGCCCAUUGCAUACGCUCGCUCCAUACUCACAGUGCCCUGGGUGGAGCUGGGAGGGAAGGUUAAUGUCAACUGUGCGAAAACUGGCUACUCUGCAGCCAUUACCUUCCAAACCAAACCCUUCUAUGGGGGCAAACUGCACAAAGUCACAGCUGAAGUGAAGCACAAUCCCACCAAUACAGUGGCUUGUAGGGUGCAGGGGGAAUGGAACGGCAUCCUUGAAUUCUCCUACAGCAGCGGGGAAACCAAAGUGGUGGACGUCACCAAACUCCCAGUGACGAAGAAGAGGGUGCGUCCCAACGAGAAGCAGGGAUCCUACGAGUCCAGACGACUGUGGCAACAUGUGACCGAGUCCUUGAGGGAAGGAAAUAUAGAGAAGGCAACAGAACACAAGCGACUGUUAGAGGAGAGACAGAGGGCCGAGGAGAGGCAUCGCGCGGAGACGGGGGCAGCAUGGUGCACCAGAUAUUUUCAGAGUGAGGGUGAAGGUUGGGUAUAUCACAAACCAUUGUGGAAAACGUCGGGAGCAUGUGUUUAAAUCUACUGACCCAAGAGUACAAUAAGACUAUUCUUUUGAAUGACUGCAUCAGGUUUUAAUUUAGCCAUAAGGUGUGGGUUUUGUUUAUUUUAAUUAUAACUAAAAAUGUUAACUCCCCUUUUUUCUCUUAGCAAGGCUGUACUGUGAAAGAGAAAACAAUGUUGCAGGGCACUUUUAAAUAUAAAUACAACACGACAGAGGUGCAUAUUUUAUAAUGAUUCGUAAAUACUUUUGUAUGUUCAAAUACUUAUUGUCUUCGAGUCAAUAUGUAUUCUUUUACAGCUUGUACGUUAGAAGAGGUACUUUACUGAUGCUGCCUUAAGAUAGGAUGGAUUUAGGUAGCUGCGAGCAAUGCUAGUGUCUUAGUUUUGUGUGAUGGACUGUGCUUGGAGAUUAGAGUUACCCUAUCAGGGAGUUUGAGCACACGAUGCGCCAUGUAUUAGGAGUGGAAAUGACCUGCGCAGUUUCUUUUCCACCCAAUAUAUCAAACCUUGAAAGAAAUGCCUGUCAUCGGCAAGCAAAUGACCUGAGAGAUUGUAUCGCAAAACAGGAUGCCUUCUCACUUUGCGAUCAAGGAUUAAAUAGCAGUUACUUUCAAACCUGACCUUUUUUUUUUUGUAUACUUUUUUUUUUUUUUUUUCCCGUCAUUACUGAAUCUCACUGAUGUCGAAAGACAUAAUCAAGAUGAGAGAUGUUUGCUGCCGAGGGAUAAACUCCAGCUGCUGUGUUAAACUGAACUCUGAGAUGACCACCUUCUUAAUACCAAGGGAGAGGAAAAGCAUAUUGUCAAAGCUUUUUUCAUUUUCCCCCACCACAUCCUUCCAAAUCCGUUUGGGAUCUGAUAAUAUCUUCAGCAUCAUGUUAGCUGUACUGGUGUAUUUAAAAAAAAAAAAACUUAAUGCUGAAAUGUACUUUUGUUUCAAAAGACUUAAUCAUAUUUUCUAUGAUUACAAAAUAUACAAUAAUGUUGUAUUAAUUCAGUUCAGUUAAUUCGAGAUGCUGAUGUAUUUUAGAACAGGUAUCCUUCUAAACUAAUUUAUUAAUCACCUGUUCCCUUUAUAAAAGCACUAAUACCCGUUAUGCGGGAAAUUAGCUGUAGUGUUGGAUAUAUUUGAGUAACCUCAACCCGUUACCCUCCCCCACCAAACCAAAACAGCCAGCUGUUGUCCGAUAUGUUGGGUCUUGCUGCUUUAAAAAAUGGCUUUUAAGAUCCUGCAGUUCAUUGCAUAAUUGACAGCUUCUGCUUUUGCUUUAAGAAACUAAAAACUAACCACCUCAGGAAGGUGGUCCCGAUUCUGAAUUAAACCUAUACUGUGUGAUCAAAGUACCUCUUGGUACCAUUAUGAAAAUUAAGGAUUUUAGUGUUCAAAAUUAACAGCAACAAGCGCACACUGGCUCUUAAAUUGAAAAUGUGGCGCGUAUUUGUUUUCUUUUUUGUUAACGCAAUUCACAACCCAGUCUUCAAAUGAGUUUAAUAGAUGUGAAGCUGAUUGGUCACAGAGGAGACCUGGAGGGGGUGUUCAGUUUGUACAGUGAGCCGUUUCUCAUGGGGGUGGGGGGGGGGGGGGAGGAGCUUCUUUAGCUCGCACAAGAAGAUGGUUUACAAUGUAUCGAUUUUCAUUGUAAUACGAUACAUUCAUCUCUCCAGCGUGGUGCCUUACGCCAUUUCUUCUUGCAUUAUGUCUUCCAGUCAGUGUAAGUAACAUAACCUAUCAACUACAGUACUGAGAAAAGUGGUAAGCCAGUCUAUUGUUUCAUCAUGGAAUAGGAACAAUAUGGCGUUGUGUGAUAUUUCAGAUAUAGCAUGAACAUCUGCUUAGAUCUGCAAACUUAAAAAAAAAAAAAAAAAAGUUUGUUUAUGUAAUGUAUUCCUGUUACCUUUGUAAAUAAGAUGCAAUUGAUGGACAUUGACUUUACAGAUAGAGUGGUUUUUUGCUCAUUACUGGGUAAAAGAACCGCUCUACACAUUUUGUGGAAUGCACUGAAACAAAUUGUAGUCUUAGAUAAGUGUGAAAAAUGAAUGACUAUAAAUAAAUAAAUAGAAAACA